Molecule: messenger RNA, 1236 nt
Organism: Dracunculus medinensis (Guinea worm)
Lineage: Eukaryota; Metazoa; Nematoda; Chromadorea; Rhabditida; Dracunculidae
Source: the annotation of a GenBank genome assembly
AAGAAAAUUAUUGGUGUAAAUGUUCUAUUUACGUGUUUAUUAUGUGCAUAUAUCAUAUUUGGUGCAUAUGUUUUCAUCUAUCUUGAAAGUAGUUAUGAACAAAUUUUUCGCGAACAACUCAUUAGCACUAAAAUAAAUUGCGUUAAUUUAUUAUUGGAAAAGUAUAGGACUAAUAACGCAGAUAAAAAUUUGGCUCAUAGUAUUGUCAAUGAAUGUGUUAUUGAUAAGUUAAAAUCACAAAAAUGGACAUUUCUUACCACUGCACUUUAUUCAUUUGGUAUUAUCACUACAUUAGGUUAUGGCAAAAUCGAACCAUUAACAACGAGCGGUAAAGUAUUUGCUGUUAUUUAUGGUUUUAUUGGCAUACCAGUUACUGUAAUUCUAUUUACGAAUUUUGGCCGAUGGAUUCAAACAUUUUUGCAAUAUGUUGAAAUGAAAAUUCAUAAGAAAAAUGAAAUAUCAUCGCUAUCCGCAACAACUUUAAUUUUAAUUGUUGUUAUCUAUUUGAUUAUUGGUGGUGCAAUAUUUUCAUAUUUAUGUGGAAAUUUCGAUUUUUUAAGUGGUAUUUAUUGGGUUUUUCUUUGUUUUACAGCGAUCGAAUACGGACAACUUAUACCUAAAAACCAUUUCUAUCUUCCGAUUGCUCUCGGCUAUAUUUGUAUCGGACUUGCGAUAUCGACUAUCGCUCUUGAUAUUGGUUCAGCAUAUGUAAGAAAAUUGCAUUUCAUUGGGCAAAAACUUCGAGAUAUUGCAAAUGUUAAAAUAUGGUUUGGAUCAAAACACUUGAAAGUGCGAGAACUAGUUAAUGCUGUUGGCCAAAAUAUAGGCAUUGAACCAUCACUUAUGCACAACAUCGAUCUUGACUCAUUAAUUAGCGUAGCCAUAAAAGUGAAAGAAGGCAAACUAAGUAAGGUACCACAAUCGCAAUGUAUAUGUGAUGGUAUUUGGCCACCCGAAUUAGUACCGCUUUUUAUAAAAGAUGGAGCAUUUCCCAUAUUCGUGGAUUCUGAAAAAGAAUCACCAAAAUUACGCAUGCGAUAUUCGGUAGAGGGACUACCUACAUCCCUUGGCCUGAAUUUUGUUUUCAGGAAUCGUGCUGCCUUAUACGAAGGAAAAGACAAGCAGCGGACUGAUUUCUCAAAAGUUAUCCCAAUUUGCCCUCAUAACUUUCAUCAAAAUUUGGAAGCAGUUUUUUCCGAUCGCAUCUCACCUUUUUCUUAUCAUAUCAGUGAAUAG